UGUAGUUAAAUCCAAUGCAGAGCUGUAGCAGGACACUCCUCAGCUUAUUUGAGAGAUGUUUUAUAUGCAGAUACUUUGCUAGUUAACAGAGAACGUGUUAAUGAACAAUUUUUCAGGUUCAACAGAAACAACUCCAGGUGGGAAUAGCUGCUAGGAAAGUUUCAGUGAAACUGCCUGCAGGCUCGCAAUCAGCACUGGUCUUAACUUGACAGUCGAUGAGCUGUGGACUACGUGGCUCCCCUACGUAAUACGGCUGUGGAGUACAUGGCUCCUCCCGUCAGGAGCGCGCCGCCGGGGCGCGAGCCGAGCGCGCGCGGGUCGGCCGUUACCGCACACGCGCAGCGCCCUGUAACGGUCGGGCACGCGGCGGUUCCUCGCCUUCCCGCUGAGCGCGGGGUGGGGCUGGAGAGGGGGUGGAGUGAGGGGAGAGGGCUGGUUUCCUGUCGUGAGCCUAAGCGUCCUGUUGUUAGCCUAGCCCAAAUCCAGCAGUUGUAGUGAUAGCAGAGCAGGAUAUCUAAGUUAUCUGGAAGAAUACUGUGAUAGAAAAAUGAAUUCUCUUCAAGUAAAUAAGUAAGAUGCACCUGACUGUCUGCCUGUGACUAUGGAGAAUCAGAUAUUGUUUGACAUAAGAUCGGCUACAGAUGAUGGAUUUCUAACUGAAAUACUAAAUCAGAAUACUCCUGAUAGUUCUGAAAACUUCAGUCUGGAAACCACAGUAAUUAAUAAUCCUGUUGAAGAAGGAUUGCCGUCUAGUCAAGGCAAUCAGUUAUAUGCUAUAAAUGUGGGAGAGGCUUUGUUGGAUCACUUUGAGUAUCCUCUUUCCACUGAAAAUCAGAGUACAGUAGCAGAAGUUGAAAUAUAUCCACAUGGAAACAAUAGCUGUGACAAUGAAGAUCUUGAAAAAUACAAAGGAUUAAAUCUUCCAGAAGAAGCUGAUUAUACGCAUUCACCUUACCUCCCUUCAGAUGGUGACCAUUUUCUUUCUUCUGUAGUGACACAGCAUAAAAAUUGCAAUGUUCCAACUUCAAGUGUUUUCUCUUCAGAAGGAGCAGUCAGUCAAAAUGUUGGAGCCGUACCUGUGUUCAGAUCAUUAAUAUCUCCAGCUGAAGAUGAGAAUAACUGUAUUUAUUAUGAUCAGUUUAAAGGAAUCCAAAACAGUCCUAUGCAGUCAAAAAAUUUGCCAGAUUGCUUUAAUGAAUGCUCCAGUGGUGUCUACGGCUUGCCUCAGACUAGUGCUUCUGUCUAUGAUGAAAUAACUGAAGUAAGAGAUGCAAUUAGAAAUGUUACGGAGAAUCACGAAGAUGGAGCAAUUUUUCAGAAUUCAAAUAUUGAUGAGUCUAACUGCGAGUUAUUAGCACUGCAUAGUGUGGCGGAGGAACCUGAGUAUUUACACAGAAAUUAUUCCAGCCCUCUGAUGAUCUGCCAACUGGAAGGAGGUACUCAAAUACUCUGCAUAAAGGAUUGUGGCACACAGGAUCUAAAAACAAUUCAUCUCAUUUCACAGUAUGAAGACCAACGUAAUUAUCUUCAAUCUGAUGUGGGCAGCCCUGUAACAGCUGUACUGGGGCAGCUUUUGCCUGUUUCAGGUAAUCUGGAUUCAAACAAACAAGAGUUUGAACACGAAUACUUACAAUCAGUCGCUAGCACUUCCGCUUUCCAACCAGAAUCAAAUCUGCAAGUGAAAAUGACUUCAGCUGGCCUACCUUUUGGUUCGGGGAUUACAAAGUCUAAGAAACCAUGUAACUGCACAAAAUCUCAGUGUCUUAAAUUAUAUUGUGAAUGCUUUGCCAGUGGUGACUUUUGCAACAACUGCAAUUGCAAUAAUUGUUACAACAAUCCACUUCAUGAAACUGAACGAUUUAAAGCCAUUAAGGUCUGCCUUGAUAGAAACCCAGAAGCUUUUCUACCAAAGAUUGGACAAAGCAAACUGGGAGAUAUUAAACCUCACCAUAACAAAGGAUGUAACUGCAAGCGUUCAGGAUGUCUCAAGAAUUAUUGCGAGUGCUUUGAGGCAAAGAUUGUGUGUUCCUCUAUUUGCAAAUGCAUUGGUUGCAAAAAUUACGAAGAGAAUCCAGAUAAAAAAACCCAGCUGACCACACUAAACUACAUGGAUAUUGGAAAUAAUGAUGAAAAUAACCCAUUUUUGACAACAACAUUUGAAAUUUCACCAAAAUUGGAGAAAGACAGGGAACCAGCUGUAUCUCUUUCUUUGGAAGAUGUGAAAGCAACAUGUGCUCGUCUCCUGGUGCAAGCUGAAGAGGCAGAAAAAGGAGGUUACUCUGUCUGUCUAGCUGAACGCAUGAUCAUGGAGGAAUAUGGGAGGUGUUUAUCCCAGAUCCUACAUUUGCAAUUAAAAGACUGAAAGUUGAACUAUGUUCAACGUAUUAUAAAGUCAAUGAGUAGUAAUACUGAUGUAUUGUCAGUCUAAAUGAUCUUACCUGGAAUUUUCAUAGGACUAAUUUCACUGACUUCAGCUGCAUUCUUUCUGAAUUAUGCUGAUGUAAGUGAAACUUGAGGUUUUCUGGGCCAAUUGUUCAGUCUUUGCAUAGACUCCGGUUUAAAGUAAGUUUAACUUAGAAUGAUUUUGUUGAAUGUUUAUAUGAGUGGAGAGCCAAUAAGCACUGAGAAAGAAGUUGCUAUCUUAGUUUGGUUGUUAAUGAUUGUGAAGCAAAUUCAACUUCCACUGAUGGCAGGCAAAUCUGUUGAUUUAGCUUUGUGUCUUCUCUGAUUUGGCAACUUAUUUCUCUUAUUGCUACCAUAUUAUCAUCUAAAUGAUUUGACAGAUUAUAUAAAAGUUAAUGCUCUUUAAUUUUAGAUGUUUUGUGCUUGUUUAAUAUUUGCUUGGAUAUUUUUGGCUUUUAAGCUUGAAAGAAUAAAGAUAUUCUCUGUGUGUGUUGAUUUGUAAUUCUUGGUAGGAUAGCAGAUCUGAUUGCAUGCUAUUUAAAUUUUUUUUUAUUAAGAGGUAGGGCUUUUUUUAAUGAGUGGUAGUUGAUAUACGAAUGGAUUGGAUUAUAUGUCUUUGUUUUUAAUAAUUGCUGCUGGGGACUGCUGAAGGUUGCUGGAGAAAAUGGGUUCUCAAAGUGCUCCAAAUGGGACAUGGUACCACCUCAAUGUACCACUCCUUCCUUGAUUCUUCACUUCCUAAGACCAUUUCCUUUUAUUUUGGAGUUAAAAUCUACAUAAUGGCAUUGUCUUAAAAUGUUUGUCCCAGUCAUGAAGUUAGAAGAGCACACACAGCUGUAGAGUCAAUAGACUCUAAAUAAAUAAGUGGAGAAAUAAAAUUUAUUUAAAGUGAGGGAGAUGAGUGGUGGGGAAGGUAAGAAAUUCUACAGCUAAAUGUAUAAGGUAGAAGUGCAAGCUCGGGAGAGGUAUAAAUGUAGUGCAAAUAGCAAAGUAAGGAAAAUGAGUUAGAUAAGACUUGAGCUGCAGCUUUCAGCAGCACCCUUAGGCAAGAGCUGUCUCUGAUAUUUCUUAAUAUAUUUUUUAAAAAGAAUGAGCAAGCC
Phasianus colchicus (ring-necked pheasant) is the source of this 3503-nucleotide messenger RNA. RefSeq names its product testis expressed metallothionein like protein (gene TESMIN). Gene Ontology annotation, biological process: regulation of DNA-templated transcription. NCBI's taxonomy places the organism in Eukaryota, Metazoa, Chordata, Aves, Galliformes, Phasianidae. The record is from RefSeq and is a predicted model, not a curated record. Gene Ontology annotation, cellular component: nucleus.